This is a messenger RNA of Penicillium verhagenii, 201 nucleotides long. RefSeq lists its product as uncharacterized. NCBI's taxonomy places the organism in Eukaryota, Fungi, Ascomycota, Eurotiomycetes, Eurotiales, Aspergillaceae. The transcript has 2 exons. The record is from RefSeq and is a predicted model, not a curated record. The coding region runs from base 1 to 201 and encodes 66 amino acids.
AUGGCGCAUGGAGUUCAGCAGGCUACUUUUCCACGCUUGCCACGGCAAGAGUGCAGUGCAAAUCUAGAUACGGGUAUCCACAACGAAAUCCUUCUCAGGCUCAAAGCGAACGACCGACUGUUCCGCAAGCACAAAUCCGACAAUGAGACUCGACAAGACGAAACGGCAGGUCCAAAGACCCUCCCUGAUCCAUUGCAAUAA